Closterium sp. NIES-67 is the source of this 1823-nucleotide messenger RNA. NCBI's taxonomy places the organism in Eukaryota, Viridiplantae, Streptophyta, Zygnematophyceae, Desmidiales, Closteriaceae. The record is from the annotation of a GenBank genome assembly.
GCCCAUAGUUUUUCUAGGUCACGCUGGGUGGAAUCGGCAGCUGGCUUCUUUAGUCGCCUCCUAGGCUCCUCGAUAGUCCCACACCCAGUUGCGAGGCGCCUCUGUACCGACCUAGACCGCCGUACACCCGCCAUGGUGCCGCCGCCUAUCGGCCGUGCGAUUCAGCAGGCGCAGGGCAUCGCGCGCGCGGCGGCGCAGUUCGCGCAGGAGCUCGUCUUCGAGCUGCGCACCGAGUCGCAGGAGGCGCUCCGCACGGGCCUCGGCAUUCCCAGGGCCGUCACCAGCGUCGCCAGCUUCGGAUGCUUCGCAGUGGCAGCAGCGGGCACAGCGGCAAUCACCACUGAUUUCGUGGCACGGUUGUACGGCUCAAGGGAAUGUGAGGGGUGCAACGGGUGGGAAGGAGUGGCAUGCACAACAUGCCGAGGAACAGGACACACUAGAAGACAAGCCCUGCCAUCCAGCAAGUCCUCCGGGCAAUCUCUCCUGGUGGCCUCUCCCCAUCCCGCCAUCUCUUCUUCCUCCUCCUCCUCCGCCUCUGCCUCGCUCUGCCCCACGUGCCACGGGUCGGGAGUGAUGUGCUGCUCUGUGUGCAAGGGGGAUGCAUGGAAGCACAAGAUUACUUUUGACAGGGUUCUUGACUCGCCCCUAAAGGCCUGGGACGCCUACCGCAUGGCUAAACCUGUCAUGCCUUCCCCCGAGUCAAUGAAAGACCCCAACAGAGCCGCGUUUUGGCUGCUGCAGCGACCGGCGCUGGAGGAGGGGGUGGAGAUGAGCGAGAGGGAGAAGGAGAGCGCGUGGUGGGAGCACGAGUGGCAGCAGCGGUACGAGGGCACUCGAGACAUUGUGCUGCAGAAGCAGCCAGGAUGGCAGCAGGCGCAGCAGGCUUUGAUUGCCAUGGACCCUUCUGCGGCUCUCAACGACCCUCAGCUCGAUGCCGCCAUCCGAACCAAGCCUCCCAAGCCUCUCAAGGCUCGGCGGCUGCCGAAGCUGGAGGGGGACGCAGAGGCUCGGGUUGCCACAGCUCUGGAGGAGGCUCGGGGGAAGGUGGAGAAGAUGGUGCCUCCCCCCAGACCGAAAGAUUUUGGGUCCUUCCAGCUGGGCUGGGUGCAGGAGCCUGAUCUCUCCAAGGUUAAGGGGGAGGGGGAGAAGCAGCAGUGGCAGGCGAUGCUGCAGCAGCAGCGGGAAGUGGAGGAGAGAAUGCUGGACGCUGCCUGGAAGGAAUCUUGGCAGAACGACAAGAUAGAGGAGAGCCUGAGAAAGGCAGUAUCGCGGAUGAAGGCAGCAGACGAGGCAGCUAAGAGAGCAAAGGCUGCAGAGGCUGCUGCUGCUGCAGGAGGGGGCGCAGCAGCACCAGGAACAGGGGGGCCAGGGGGGAAAGCUGGUGCAGCAAGCAGUGGAGGCAAGGCGGCAGGGAAGAAGAGCAGCGGAGGGGAGAAGGGCAAGGGCAAGCGCUAGUUGAAGGGCUCACGCCUGGGUUUUGCGUGCGAUGUUCGGCUCGGCUGACCCUGAGCUUGUGGGCGGCAGAGCCGUUGGUCCUCCUGCACCUUGGACCUGCACUUGCAGGAGCAAAGUGAGAUGGAUUUUUAGGGAAAGAGUACCUGUAGAAAUGGUGACAAGGGUGCGUGCUGUUGAGGUUUGUUGUGAGGUUUGUCUAUGCUACCAGUUGGAGGUUGUCUGCAGCGCCACACACUGACGGCUAAAAUUCUGUGCGCGUUUGUGCAUUGUUAUUGCAAAGUUGGCGCACCAACAUGAGUCCUGUACACUAAUGCUUCUGAUGUUUGCUACCAAUAGAUGAAAAACAGCUUAUGCGAAUGCUCAAAACU